Molecule: messenger RNA, 2126 nt
Organism: Linum tenue
Lineage: Eukaryota; Viridiplantae; Streptophyta; Magnoliopsida; Malpighiales; Linaceae
Source: the annotation of a GenBank genome assembly
GUGAGAGAAUAAGCAAAUCGAGGUGAAGUAGAACUAGUAAGAGAAUAGGAGACGAGCUGAAGGAAGAGGAGAAGAAGAACAACAGCAAUACAGUUUCACAAUUUCCGCGCGCGGUCGUUCGGACAGUGAAUCGAGCCACGUGGCCGCUCCAGUUUCCGCCGCAUUCUCAUCGGGUUUCCCACUCCUCUGCCGGCGGCGAGGAGCUCUCUCCUCCCGUUUCAACUCGAAACGGACGAAUCUGUCGCGCGGUGGCUCGGUCCGGAUCGGCCGCGCGGCGAGUCAUUGACUUUCGGUGUCCUUUCUUGGAUCUGGACGGGGAUAAUUGUGCGAAUUUGGCGAGAUUUGAAGCCGAUAAACGCUGGCGUCGACGAGAGGCAGCUUGCUGAUGAACCGUCGCGGAGUACAGAGAUUCCGGCAACUGGCCGUUACAGCCACCGGAUCGGCGAAGAUCAAGAUUCUGCUCUUCUGCUGCAUCGCUUUCACGCUGCUGGCGCUCCCAGGCUGGGCGUCCAAGUUUAUGGGAUGGAGCAAUCUCUCUGCUCCCGAUGAUCGGCUCCAAGCUCAAGGGAAAGGUUAUGCCAUUGUAAUGAAUACUUGGAAAAGAUAUGAUCUGUUGAAGCAAUCAAUUGCUCACUAUGCAUCAUGUUCCGAACUCGAUUCAAUACACAUUGUAUGGAGUGAACCUGAUCCUCCUUCUGAUCCUCUUGUUGCACAUCUAAACCGCAUCCUUCAGUCAAAGUCGAGAGGCCCGAGGCAAGUUGAACUGAAAUUUGACAUCAAUAAGGAAGACAGUUUGAACAAUAGAUUCAAAGAGAUCAAAGAUUUGAAGACAGAUGCUGUCUUCUCAAUUGAUGAUGAUGUCGUAUUUCCAUGCUCAUCCGUGGAGUUUGCUUUCCAUGUAUGGCAAAGUGCUCCAGAUAACUUGGUGGGCUUUGUGCCACGUGCCCAUUGGCUGGAGCAAUCGCGCGACAAUAAUAAAUACUAUAGCUACGGUGGAUGGUGGUCUGUUUGGUGGACGGGUACUUAUAGCAUGGUUCUCUCAAAGGCUGCAUUUUUCCACAAAAAGUAUCUCAGGUUGUACACAAAUGAGAUGCCAGCAUCACUGAAGGACUAUAUAACCAAGAACAGGAAUUGUGAAGAUAUCGCUAUGUCGUUCCUAGUUGCAAAUGCAACUGAUGCACCACCUGUAUGGGUGAAGGGCAAAAUAUUUGAGAUCGGCUCGACUGGGAUCAGUAGCUUGGGUGGUCAUAAGGAUAGAAGAAGUCUGUGUAUCAACAGAUUUGUUGCCGAAUUUGGACGAAUGCCCUUGGUAUCCACAACAGUCAAGGCAAUUGAUAGCCGCAGUAGCUGGUUCUGGUGAUGCUAGCUAGGUCUCACAUCACCACGCAAUCUAUUGUUUCAAUUUGGUAGAAAAGUUCACCUCUUCGGUAAUCAUUUGAGUGUCUCUGAUUCAUUCUUCCUAGUUAACUUUCACAUCCCUCGAGCUGUAUAAUAGUGUAGUUUCCUCGUUUCUUUUACCGUUCAUUUCUUUGUUCAGAUAGAAUACAUGUUUAGCAAUCUGCUUGGACAGAUUGUUUGUACCAUUACCAACCAACUUCAACGGCAGUUUGCCACUCUCUGAUAGAUUUAGUCUUGGAAUCAUAUACGUGAAGCUACUUUCUGAAAACAGAAAACCUGUCCCUUUUGAAUGUCCAUAUUUUGGUCUUACAUUUACAGCAGUUGGGAACAGACAGCAACAAAUGGUUCUUACUCUCAUCUGUUUGGCUGUCAACAUGGUAAGAAUUGAAUUUUCGUAACUUAUAUCUGAACAGGCUUUUCACUGUAUUGUUUAUUGCUAACCUUUACUCAGGCUGGGAGCUUCAACUCGGUUGUGGAGUUCUGUGACAUUGGGAGAUCGCGUCCAGAACUGAAUGGACUGACCAGUUGAUCCAAGGGAUGGAGCUGAUUGCUGAACCUAAGACAAUCCCACAGGUUAGUUUCUGGUCUGGGACUUAUCUACUAGCCUUCUCAUUCAUGUACCCUGUUGCUGAGAGGGACUUCUCCGCCCGCUCAAUCGACACAUCCUUGUAGAAACUACGAUAACAUACAAACCUAAUCAAUUCGCAGCAAAAUGGAAUAAACUUGCC